AUGUUUGUCUUUGACAUCUCAAUCUUUGCUUACAUUCAGAAGCUGCCAUGGUUGAGAAGAAGCCGAGAGGUAGUGGAAGAAUACCUGGGUUUUCUUGGCAAUCUAGUGUCAGCACAAACUGUCCAUCUUAGGCCAUGCCUCCGGAUGAUUGUAUCACAGUUUGUCCCCCCUCGAAUAACCAUCAGAGAUGAUGAUGUGGAUAUUUCAGAUUCUGAUGAUGAUGAUGAAAACCUUUCUGAAAACUUUAAUACAUGCCAUAGAGCAUUGCAGACUGUUGCAAGAUACGUUCCUUCGACACCACAAUUUCUCAUGCCGAUACUUGUGGAAAACUUUCCUUUCAUUAAUAAAUCAGAAAGGACUCUGAAAGGCAGAGUCCUGCUCCACCAGCCAAGUUCAAUUGGAGCUGUGUUUCGAACUUACGAACUGCUGAAGAACCCCCGAAGUUCUUUGAGUGUUAUGUUCAUAACCUACUACGAGUUACGGUGUACCUUCCAACUCUGAGGCUUCAAAUUCUGGAGCUUAUUAUUGAAAAGCUGUUAAAGCUGGAUGUUAGUACUCCACAGCAAGAUAUUGAAGACGCUGAAGAAACUGCUAAUAACUCUGAUAGUGAGGAAAAAUCUACAGAGGAGGGACUUUU
Molecule: messenger RNA, 637 nt
Organism: Egretta garzetta (little egret)
Lineage: Eukaryota; Metazoa; Chordata; Aves; Pelecaniformes; Ardeidae
Product: RNA polymerase I-specific transcription initiation factor RRN3
Exons: 7
Coding region: 1-501 (166 amino acids)
Biological process (GO): transcription initiation at RNA polymerase I promoter
Cellular component (GO): nucleus
Molecular function (GO): RNA polymerase I general transcription initiation factor activity; RNA polymerase I core binding
Source: RefSeq, a predicted model, not a curated record